This is a messenger RNA of Drosophila busckii, 1823 nucleotides long. RefSeq names its product dynein regulatory complex subunit 2. The coding region runs from base 126 to 1802 and encodes 558 amino acids. NCBI's taxonomy places the organism in Eukaryota, Metazoa, Arthropoda, Insecta, Diptera, Drosophilidae. The record is from RefSeq and is a predicted model, not a curated record. Gene Ontology annotation, cellular component: axoneme; axonemal dynein complex. Gene Ontology annotation, biological process: regulation of cilium movement; axonemal dynein complex assembly; cilium-dependent cell motility. The transcript is spliced from 3 exons.
CAAGCUUUAGUUAGCUUUGCUUUAGCAGUUAGCUUACAAGUUUGAAUAUAAUCACACUUUAGAGUACAGUCGGAGCGUUUGUUGGAAAUAUAUAUAUUUUUAAAAUUGAAUUACAUAUUUGAAACAUGUCGGUUGCUAUUGGCGCUGAUGGAUUGCCAGAGGUGCGCGUCACGCGCAUAACGGAAACUUAUUUACAGGAUGCGCUGGACGAAGAGGAGGUGCAGGGGCCGCCAAAAUUGACCAAAAAGGAGAAGAAGGCAAUGAAAAAAGAGGCGAAGCGCUUGCAGGAAAUCGAAGAUAGGAAGCUAGUGCUGCGUGAUGAUCUGCGUCGUGAGCUGGAGCUGGGGCGCAAGAUGGAGGUGCGCGGCAUGGAUGAAUGGUCCGCCAUGUGCGAGGAGGUGAAGCUGAUUGAGCUGCGUCAGGAGAUUGUCAUCUGGGGUGAAAGGUCACAGCGCAUAAUCGAUGCCAAAAACGAUCACAUCAACAUGUUGUUGGACGACAUGGCCCAGACGCAGGAGCAGCAUUCACGCAGCUUUGGCAAGACAGUGGAGUUAAUAGAUCACAUUAGCAAUUGCUAUCACGCCAUGCUGGACAGCUGCAAGCGGCUGUACGAGCGACAGGUGGAGGAUUUGCUCAAGGAAUUCUACGACGAGGUGCAUCUGCGCACUGAGGAGGUGGAGAACAUGCACAACAACAGCGAGAACAUAAUACAUGCCACCAACAUUUUGACACGCGAUCAGCUUAAGCUGGACUAUACAAUUUAUUUGGAGCAGCGCGACGAUUGUGUCAAUAGAGAAAUCGAGAAUCGUUUUCAGAUACGCGAUCAGGUUGUAAACAAAAUGAGUGAAAUGCAGCAUCAGCUGAACACCUUUGUGGACUCGCUAUAUAACACCGACUUGGAUGCCAACAAGUAUGAGCGCAUACGUCAGCUAACUGAGCGCCAGGCUCAGUUUGUGGAUGAGGUAAGGAAACUUAAUGUGGAGGAGAUGAAAUGCUUGUCCACACACGGCGAGCUGCAGCGUGAUAUUCUACGCAUUGAGACCGAAGACAGGGCUACCAUCAAUGAUCUGCGACUGGAGCAUGAAUAUUUUACUAAUGUGCGCAAGAAGAUUGAGGAGCGCAUGUACAUCGAUCGUCACACCACGCACGAGAAGCUGCGCAUACUCACCAGCGAGUGCUAUGCGCUCUCCAAGAGAUUCGAGAAGAUCGUCAAGGGCGGUGAGCUGCUGCUUGCCUUAUCCAUUACCUGCCGCAAGCUGCAAACCGAAUCGGAGAAGAUCAUUGUGGGCGGCGAAAUAGUCGAUGACGUUGAUGUGGGUGAAUUGGAUGAUAAUUUCACCAUUGAAACGUUGAGCAUCAAGGACCAUGUGGACAUUACAGAGGAAGAGCUUGUUGAGUUGAAUCGCUCGCUGAAGAACUUCUGGCGCCAGCAGGGCAUGGCUCAGGCUCAAAAUCUCUUGCUGCUGGAGGAGAAGCAUCAGCUAACCGAAGAGAAUCAAGGCCAUAUUGAUUUCAUCAAAUCCAUGUCCAAAACCGAUGAUGCUGAGACUCUGCGCAGCGCCUUAAGCGUCAGCUACUGCGACCAGCCGACGCCUUUUCUAUUCGAUACGGAAUGUCGCGGCUUUAAGGUCAAGGUGAAGCAGGAGUCGGCCACACCGGGCAAGGAUGCCAAGCACCAGGCGAAUACAGCUGUCAAGCAUCUCAUGCUGGGCACAAGACCUAGCAGCUUACACAGCAGAUUAAGCAAACAUAGCCGAAAGUCCAAUGCGCCUAAAAAAAGUGUAAGCGCCAGAAAUGAAUAAAUGUGUUGAAUUAUGAAAAAA